UGAGAACGUAACAGUAAAUGCGUCGAUUGGACCCGAACAAUCGCUGUCAAAUGAAGCAUAUAUAGGCGUGGUUUAUAUACAUGGUAUAGGAUCCAUCGUCCUUGUUCCAAUUGGUGUUAUACUAAACAUAUUUGUGAUAAUUGUUAUCGCGAAAAUCAGAAAACUGAGGACAGUUCCAAAUUUAUUCAUGUUUCUACUCAGUCUCAACGAUUUUAUAUUGUACAGCAUAUUCUUUCUCAUUAGCGGAAUUCAUCGAUUGUCGAAGGCGACUGUCAUCCAGUUUUGUGCACCGUUUGAAUAUACGUACAAUGUAUUGUAUGGAAUUGGAAUCAUGUACUACUGUUUGAUAGCGUUGAAUAGAUAUUGCUUAGUGAUACAUAACAGUAGUUAUAAGAAAGUGUUUAACACCAAGACAACGACAUUGAUGAUAGUGAUGUCGUGGGUGAUACCGAUAUGUGUAUUCCUGGAGCCACUUCUGAACACCAGUGGAGGUAAUUACUACGAUUUUAAAGACGACCGAUAUACAUGUUGCAUCCGUUCAGAUGACGUUGCUUCGGGAGUAUCCCUGUGGAAGAUCGUUGUUAUAAUAGCGUUUGCCGGUCCAUCGCUGGUAAUGAUGUUUAGUUAUUCGCAAAUUCUGUAUACAUUGCGGUGUCAGCGAUUGAAAAUUCAGAAUGAACAAGCACAUGCUGUUCAAGCUGGUGGGGCCAAUCUCAGAAUUCCGAAAAUUGUUGACUGGAAAUAUACCAGGAUUAUGAUUAUGAUUUUCCUCGUUUUUGUCCUUACAAACGGACCUUACUUAAUCAGUCAAAAUGUCAACUCAAGUCCGUUGAUCAAUCAUAUUCUUGGUCUACUGGUUAAGAUGAAUGGGAUUCUCAACUGUCUUAUUUAUAUGACUAUGAAUAGACGGUUUAAGAAGGCGAUGCGAUUAAUGAUUCAAAGUGAACCAAACUCAUCGAAUGUCAUCUAAGUUAGCAUUAAAUGAAAAUGUUGCUCUAUUUCAAAAUUGAAAACUAUAUAUGGGCAGAACGUAAAAAUGACAAAAAUAAAAUGACACGCAACAAUAACAGAACUAAAAAAGUUUAUUUCCAUACUUAUUACUUUCACAAACGAUUCAAGUGCAUAACGUGUUAAAAAUUGAAAUGUACAUAAUUGUUUUACUUCCUGGUUGAAGUAAUUUUUCAUAAUUGGUACAAAAAAGUUAUAAAUGACAUAAAAUGAUUGAAAUAUAAAGAUUGUAAAUAUAUAACACUUGUAAAU
Owenia fusiformis is the source of this 1260-nucleotide messenger RNA. NCBI's taxonomy places the organism in Eukaryota, Metazoa, Annelida, Polychaeta, Sabellida, Oweniidae. The record is from the annotation of a GenBank genome assembly.